Zingiber officinale is the source of this 1142-nucleotide messenger RNA. RefSeq lists its product as uncharacterized. The record is from RefSeq and is a predicted model, not a curated record. The transcript is spliced from 4 exons. Gene Ontology annotation, cellular component: chloroplast thylakoid. NCBI's taxonomy places the organism in Eukaryota, Viridiplantae, Streptophyta, Magnoliopsida, Zingiberales, Zingiberaceae. Bases 109 to 966 code for a protein of 285 amino acids.
UCGAUUUACACGUGGCCGACUAAAUCCCAUAGGUCCUCUAUCUCUCCCGUCAUCCUCACUCACGGAGGCGAAUCCCAGCCAUCCGCUUCGUCUCUCUCCCUCACUCCGAUGGCCGCCUCCGCCAGCCUCCGCCUUCUCAACCUUCUCCCCGGCCCCAAACCAUCCUCUGAACGUAAGCAAUCCCCCAAGCUAUCUCUUCACGAUCGAGGCCGACUUUCUACCACUGCCCCUGCUCCCUUGCUGCUCUCCUUCGUCCAGUCUGUUCCCCUCCCCACCACCAUUGCUGCCGGCGCGUUCGCCUUCUCCUUGCCAUUCUUCCUCGACCCUCAGGAUGCUUUGGCCGUGGAAGGGCAGUUCGGGAUCCUUGAAGGGAGAAGCUUCGCUUUGAUCCACCCCAUCGCCAUGGGCGGCCUCUUCUUCUACACUCUCUGGGCGGGCUACCUGGGCUGGCAAUGGCGCCGCAUCCGGACCAUCCAGGACGAGAUCAACAAGCUGAAGAAGCAGGUUGCGCCCGCUGCCGCCCCCACACCCGUCCCCGCUGGAGCCGACAGCGGAGCUCCACUGCCGCCGCCAUUGGCAGCUCCUGCUCCCUCUCCUGUUGAAUCAAAGAUUCAACAACUUACCGAGGAAAGGAAAGCGUUGUUGAAGGGUUCGUAUAGGGAUCGGCACUUCAAUGCGGGCUCCAUACUGUUGGGUUUCGGGGUGUUGGAGGCCGUGGCAGGUUGCCUUAACACCUGGUUCCGGACUGGCAAGCUCUUCCCAGGACCUCAUUUGUUUUCUGGUGCAGGCAUCACAGUCCUGUGGGCAUUAGCGGCGGCACUUGUGCCAGCGAUGCAGAAAGGAAGUGAGACGGCUAAGAACUUGCAUAUCGCCUUGAACACAGUGAAUGUUCUUUUGUUCAUAUGGCAAAUCCCGACUGGUAUAGAGAUUGUCUACAAGGUGUUCGAGUUCACCAAAUGGCCAUGAAUUGACAACAAAUUAAUUCUUAAGAUUAUUCGGGCUCCAUCGGCCUGUUUUUAUUCAACUGUAAAGAUCAGCACUAAGGUUUAUUGCAAUACUCACAUCUUUGUGAUUUGCUCCGAAUGUGUUCUGGUUAUAUACUCUUGAGGAAACUAGUACAUAAAUAAGUUUUCAUGCCUUAA